GUUCAAAAUUUCAUUCAGUAUCAGACGUUUGUAGAAAUACCAUCUUUUUCACUCGGAGAAUUACUUUUAAAUCUUUUCUUUUUUUUGUUAACGUAAUUACAAUUGCCGGUUAAAAAAUUUGCUUUUAAAAAUGGUGCGUUUGUUCGUAAGUGAUCGUAUAUUUAUUGAUGAGGAUCUUUGUAACGGUGGUAUUGUUGUAAAUAACGAUGGAAAAAUUGAAGAAGUAUUCAAAGAUCCGAUUGAGGUCGAAGAGUGGUUGGAUGCAAAUAGUCAUACUGAGUUGUACGACUAUACGAAUCUUGUAAUAAUGCCUGGUCUUAUCGAUACACAUGUACAUAUAAAUGAACCCGGCCGGACUGCGUGGGAGGGUUUUGAGACGGCAACAAAAGCUGCGGCCGCUGGAGGCUUUACCUCGCUAAUAGACAUGCCGCUAAAUUCAAUUCCGCCAACGACAACCGUUGAGAAUUUGUUAAAAAAACAAAAGGCAACCAUUGGAAAAAUUUGCACUGAUGUCGGUUUUUGGGGUGGACUUGUUCCGGGCAACGAAAACGAAUUGAAGAAACUGCUUCAGGCAGGUGUCGUCGGAUUUAAAUGCUUUUUAUGUCCACUAAGCGAUGAAUAUUUUAAUAGCGUUACCGAAGCAGAAGUUGAACUUGCCAUGAAACAUUUGGAAAAUACGAAUGCAUUGGUUGCUUUUCAUGCCGAAAAAUGCGACGAUGAGUGUUGUGAUGUUGACGAAAAUAAUGGUGAUAUUCAUGAUUUCAAAACAUAUUUGAAAACUCGACCUGCUUCCUUGGAGCUCAACGCCAUUGAAAUGAUAACUCGCGUUGCUCAGAAAUAUAACAGUGUUCGAAUGCAUAUUGUUCACUUGUCAUCAGCUGAUGCAUUACCACUGAUAAAAAAGUGUCGUGAAAUUGUCGGAAAUCGUUUGACAGUCGAAACGUGUCAUCAUUAUUUGAACUUCACGGCUGAUGAUAUUCCCCAAAAAGGCGUUGAGUUCAAAUGCUGUCCACCAAUUCGAGACGCUAAUAAUCAAAAACAACUUUGGAAUGCUUUAAAAAGCCGCGAUAUAAAUAUGGUUGUGUCAGAUCAUUCACCAUGUCCACCGGAACUCAAAUUCCUUACAGAUGGUCCAGAUUUUGGAAAUAUGAUGAAAAGCUUUUGUGGAAUUUCUUCCGUUCAAUUUGGACUAUCGGUGUUCUGGACCAGUUGUGAGAAACACAACAUGGAUAUAAGUGAUAUGGUUCAUUUGAUGUCAGUUGAGCCGGCCAAAAUGUGCGGAUUUGAGAAUCGAAAAAGUAAAUUAGCCAAAGGAUACGAUGCCGACAUGUGUAUAUGGGAUCCAUCAGGUGAAUUUGUUGUUACACCCGACAUCGUUCACUUUCGCCAUAAGGCCAAUCCAUACAUGGGGAAGAAAUUAAAAGGUCUUGUUCAUGCAACAAUUGUUCGCGGUAAUUUUGCAUAUCGUCGAUCUGACAGAGAAAUAUUCAAUUUUGUUGGACAAAUGCUCUUGAAAUGAAUUCUUAAACAUAGAUCAAUUGAUAAUUUUCCUCAAAUAAGAAAAAUAUAACUUCUCGAAGAUGUAAGAAAACAUACUAUCUCAUAAAAACAACUUAACCGUCUCCAUUUAACCGCCUUGAAAAAGUUCCAAUUUAUAAUUUAAAAUAAAAAAAUCAAAUGUUCAGUUGGAUUUAAAUAAAAAAUAUCAAUUUCGAAUGGUA
This is a messenger RNA of Contarinia nasturtii (swede midge), 1721 nucleotides long. Its product is annotated as allantoinase. Gene Ontology annotation, biological process: allantoin catabolic process; purine nucleobase catabolic process. The record is from RefSeq and is a predicted model, not a curated record. Bases 131 to 1519 code for a protein of 462 amino acids. NCBI's taxonomy places the organism in Eukaryota, Metazoa, Arthropoda, Insecta, Diptera, Cecidomyiidae. Gene Ontology annotation, cellular component: cytoplasm. Gene Ontology annotation, molecular function: zinc ion binding; allantoinase activity; cobalt ion binding. The transcript is spliced from 6 exons.